AUGGCCAACGAACAAAACAAAACUACAAAAACUAAUAUUCAAACUCGUCAUCCAUUAGAACCUUUAUCACUUUCGGAAAUCGAACUUACUGUCAAUGUUUUAAAAAAACAAUCUGAUAAAGUCACACCAACAACACGUUUUGUAUCUAUUACUUUACAUGAAGCACCAAAAGAAAAAAUACUUAAUAAAUCUAAUGAAAAAAUUUCACGUGAAGCUGAUGUUAUUCUAUUUGAUAAUGGUACAAAUUCAUGUUAUGAAGCACAUGUUUCACUUGAAAAUGAAGGUCAUCUUAUUUCAUUUGAACAUAUACCUAAUGUUCAACCAACAAUGACAGUUGAUGAACAAGUUGAAUGUGAACAAGCUGUACUUCGAUCAGUUGAAUUUCAAGAAUUAAUACGUAAACAUUAUGGUAUUGAUGAUGUUAAUCGAGUUAUGGUUGAUAUAUGGUCAAGUGGAUAUUUUGGACAAGAAGAAGAACGAACACGUCGUUUAGCGAGACCUUUAUGUUUUGUACGAUCAGAUCCAACUGAUAAUGGAUAUACACAUCCUAUUGAAGGUUUAAGACCUGUUGUUGAUCUUAAUUUAAUGGAAGUUAUUCGUAUUGAAAUAUAUAAUCAUUAUCCAAUUCCUUAUCUGAAUUUUAAUUAUACAGCAGAUCGAGUAGGAAAAGUUCGUGAUGAUAUUCGACCAUUAGAUAUUAUUCAACCUGAAGGUCCAAGUUUUCAAAUUAAUGGUAAUCAAGUAUCAUGGCAAAAAUGGUCAUUUGUUGUUGGUUUUACAAUGCGUGAAGGUUUAGUUCUUCAUCAUUUAACUUAUGAUAAUCGAUCAGUUUUAUAUCGAGCUGGAUUAAGUGAAAUGGUUGUACCUUAUGGUGAUCCAGCUGAACAACAAGCACGAAAAAAUGCAUUUGAUUGUGGUGAAUAUGGUGUAGGUUGUUGUACAAAUAGUCUUGAACUUGGUUGUGAUUGUCUUGGGUAUAUAAAAUACUUCGAUGCAAAUAUGUGUACAAGUCGAGGAGAAUUAUUAGUUAUUAAAAAUGCUAUUUGUCUUCAUGAAGAAGAUGUUGGAAUUCUAUGGAAACAUACAGAUCGACGAUUAAAUAAUCCUGAAGUACGACGAAGUAGACGAUUGGUUAUUUCAAGUAUUGCAACUAUUGAAAACUAUGAAUAUGGUUUCUUUUGGUAA
Rotaria sordida is the source of this 1185-nucleotide messenger RNA. NCBI's taxonomy places the organism in Eukaryota, Metazoa, Rotifera, Eurotatoria, Philodinida, Philodinidae. The record is from the annotation of a GenBank genome assembly.